This is a messenger RNA of Bursaphelenchus xylophilus (pine wood nematode), 1532 nucleotides long. NCBI's taxonomy places the organism in Eukaryota, Metazoa, Nematoda, Chromadorea, Rhabditida, Aphelenchoididae. The record is from the annotation of a GenBank genome assembly.
AUGGACUCUAAAACAAAAUCUACAGCCUUUACAGGGCGUUCGCUUGUGUUUUCUUCACUUUUUCUGCGAUUAUUCCCCUUGUGCAAGGCCUUUUUUGCGAAAAAUCGAGUCCAAAAACUCAUUCGUCGGCUCCGCUGCGACGGUGCGGUCGUGCUUUUUGUUGGUGACUUCCCUCGGCUUCUCGCCCCACUCAGCCCCGCAUUUACUGCGUUCGGGAAGGCAGUGCGGAGCGAGGCAUUUACCAUCACUCUCGAUUUCUUCCCCACUGAUCCACAGGCAGGUCGUUCUCUUUUUUCUCUUCCAUUUUUUUACUUCGUUCUUCUGUUUCUGCCGCCGGCGAAACGCUUUGUGAACAUAGCCAGACAAUUUUUUGGGGGAAAUGAAGCGGAAUUUCAUAAUCCCACGUUAUCUGAUAAAAAUUUUGCGAGGCGUUUUAUUCGCGUCCUUUCCGAAGGUUUGAAAACGUUUGUAGAUGUGGGAGAUGACAAUUCAAUCUUGCUAAAAUUAAUGUCUAAGCUGGCUAAAAGUAAUUGUCAGAUUCUCUUCUAAAAAUCCAGGCCUCUGUCCUUGUUUUCUGCCCAAUUUUGGACCUUACUUUAGAUGUUGAGACCUUGUUGUAGGUUUAAAGGCGGAAGAGCAUGUUUAGAAAUGGCCCAUUAUCCUCAACGCUUUUUAUAAUCACGCAGGCCUCUUGUUAGAACGUCCUCUAAAAAUUUCAGACGUCUAUCCUUCUUCUUUUCCAAUUUUUCGGCCUUAUUUUAGACUUCAGCACCUUAUUUUAGGUAGAUUUGAUGUUAUUUUAGCCAAUUUUCCUAAUCUUAAUUCAAAUUCCUAUCUAUAGCGUCUUUUCGAGCUCCAAAAUCUAUUGUAAAAUCUGCGACGAACCUCGUGGCUUGAUCUCGCAUCGGGAGUCAAGUGUUGCCCUAUAGAUUUUCCGAAUGGGUCAUGUGUCGCUUUUUGAUGACAAAAAUUUUUUUUCGUCGGGGCUGGAAAGUGCAGAAGCCGAGAGAACUCUAGAGUUGGGAGCGGCUGCGGGGCGCGAGUGAGAGAGUGUGCGACCGCGUGUGGGGCGGCGGGGAGCAAGCGACGGACGAAGGGCUCGGGGCGCUCGUCCGUCUGCUUGUCUGGCCCCGAAACUAGUCGUUCUGCUGCCCUCCGCCUGUGUCUGUUCACUUCCCGACGGCUCUCUCCGCUCGUCGGUGCUGCUGCUGGUCGUGGUGGGGCGAAUGAAUGGAUGGGAGAAGGGAGAGACUGGGAAUGGAGAAAGUCGGGUCGAUAGUCAUGAGUUUUUUCCCUGCCCCAACCAACCAAUUUUCCUUGUCGACCAUUCCCAGUCGACAGCUCCAGGCGAAUCGAUUUUCUGCCCGCAAUUCGCGAACCUUCGGCAAUGAUUGCGUGUUUGUCGCGAAAUUUUCGAAAUUUUGUCCCCUGAUAUUGACGAGAAAUUGUCUCGAGUUCGUGUCGCGUUCGCUUCAUCGAUUUUCGAGCUAAUUUUUUUCUCGUUUCAGCCCGUUCUCGGCAACUCUCACUGA